Molecule: messenger RNA, 1851 nt
Organism: Pelodiscus sinensis (Chinese soft-shelled turtle)
Lineage: Eukaryota; Metazoa; Chordata; Testudines; Trionychidae
Source: RefSeq, a predicted model, not a curated record
CGCGUGCGGGGCGCUCGGCCAUGCGCGGCCGGCACGCGGGAGAAUCCUGGAGGAAGGAAGCAGCUGAUGUAUCCCUAGGAGCGGGUCAAGAUCAAUUAUCAGAAGAGGGGAGCCUUUUCCAGCUGGCUAAUCAAGAAUUUGAAGACAGUGAGUCAGAAAAUGAGACCUUUGACCCUCAGGAAGAAAAUCCUGCAACAGAUGAGAAGCUGAAGUCCCCCCAAAAAACCGCCUCUGGUCAGAAAAUGGGACUGAAGGAAUUGGUCGUUCCUGAGGACUCUGCUGUCACUGAAACUCACCCUCAAGAGGAGGAAAAACCUACAAGGUCUUGCCCUUCGCCCACAGAGGUGGCAGAUGCAGUGAAGACAGUACAGCACUUCAUGGAGGAAUUCAGCAUGGACCUUUCCACUGUUACACAAGCCUUUCUGAAAAACAAUGGUGAAGUGGAGUCCACUUCCUACUUCUUACAGACCAGCCAGCGCUUGGAUGGGUACCCUAUAUGGAGCAGACAGGAUGACUUAGACUUGCAAAAAGCAGAUGAAAACAUCAGAAGCAAAUUAAUAGCAAAAUUUGGAGCUGAGAAUGUGGUAAAGCGUGUUGCAUUCAGGAAGAGUUAGAUGGUAGCUUGUGAAGGAUGGUUCAUGGACUGAGACCCUCCUAGGAGAGCAGAUCAGACUUGUAUCUCCAACCUUCAGGAAAAAAGAAGGGUGAGGAUUUGUAGAUGUUUGAAGCUGCUAGGAUAGCCACCUGCACUGUCAUUUCAUACAUCAUUUUCUGUCAACUCUUCCCAUGACUUUCCAUGGUUAUGCUUAGCCUUGUCUUUAAUAUAUUUUUUGUAAAUGCUGAAUAGCCUGCUUAUAAAUCUAAAACUUUAAAAUUGGGUAAAGCAUGAGCACUCCUUAAUUUCUUCAGAGCCAAGUUAACUAAGCAGUGGAAAUCUGUCUCUCCAUGGACUUGUGUACAGAUACCUCCUCCCACCACUGUGUAUAGGACAAAAGCAGAAUUGGGAUGAUACAUGAAAAUGCUUUUUAAUACAUCAGCAUUAAAGUAGGAACCUGUGCCGCCAUAUGCAAACAAAAACAGCACUGCCACCUUGUGUUUGUAAAGCUUCCCUGGCCGAGAUAAUCUCUCCCUUCUAGGUCAAAAUAAACACUUAUGUUGACACAAGACAAGAUGUGCCUUAGGGGUUACAUAGUAAGCACUUUGAUUAUCCUUUUAUGCUCCAGGCUUCUGUACCCCUCAGCUGUCUUAUAACCCUGGAAGACUCACUGAUGUUGAUGCAGGUAGAAGCUGCUAAGCCACCAGUUUUGCAAUGAUUGUCUGAUUGUCUCUGGAUGAGUUCUAAGCUUGUUGCUAAGCUUUUGGAGGGAGAGAUGGGUUCCACUGCAAAGUGCAGAUAUUAAAUAUUGUUACAUCCAUAUAAAACUACACUUCCUACUAGGGAAUUUGAUAUCCAGUAUGAUACAAAUGCUAGUUAAGGAUUGAAACUUUUUUGAUUAUUCAUACCUGACUAAAACUUGGAAGGGCUAAAGAAUAUUAAAUACUGUUUGUAGGUGUCCAGCUAAAAUCUUUCUAGCCUCUCUGCCUGUUGUGCUGCAGUUUUGUUUUAGUUUAAAUUUGUUGUUGGCAAAUGUGAGAAUAUAUUAUUUUCAAAUGCAUUUGUAACGUCAUGCGGGGAGAAUAUCCCUGCUAUUCAAUAGUGUUAUGUGAGAAGACCUUUCUAGAGAAAUGUUAUACGUGCACCGACUGAAAGACUAGUCAUUUGUUUUUACCUCUGUAAAGUGCUCUAACACCCAUUGCCUCUGUCACACUCAUGUCAUUUAGAAUGUGAAUACUAAAUUCAAAUCUUUCAAA